UUAUCACCAGGAAAACCGCAGCCGACAUUGAGCUCAACCCCGCCUACAAGCAUCUCUGACAGCAGCAGGCUUGCAGGAAAUCAUCGACAGUGCAUGCUGAAGGUGCUCUCUAAGGCUGACAGCGUCUUGACUCGUACCAUUAGGCUAACAGCAGGAGUGGUGGCAGCAGUGCGUACCAUUGACAUUCCGUGGACCUGACAAUUGAUAGCUCAGUACAGCUUGCAGAGUACACGCUGAGCAAGGAAACAUGUCUUUCGUACUAAAGGGUGUAGCAUAUAUCACGGGUGCUGGAUCCGGUAUCGGCCAGUACACUGCAUAUGCUCUUGCAAAGCAAGGCGUGCGCUCAUUCGCCUUGCUGGAUCGCAAUCCCAUCACCAAGACCGUCAGCGAACUGAAUAAGAUCUCACCAGAUGUCUCUGUUAAAACGUUCGAAAUCGACGUCACCGAUGAGAAAGCAAUUGAUGACAGUAUAGAGAAAACGGUAAAGGAAUUUGGACGGCUGGAUUACGCGGUCAACAAUGCUGGCAUAGGUGGAAUGAUCAAAACGACAGAUGAAAUACCUAAAGACGACUUCGAGAAAGUCAUGGCUGUCAAUACCAUCGCCGUGUGGCAAUGCCAGCGUGCGCAGAUCCGCCAGAUGCUCAAGCAAGAGAAGCUUUCGGACUCCUAUCGAUCAUACCGGGGCUCUAUCGUCAACGUCGCAUCGAUGUACGGCCUGGUUGCACCACCACUCAAUGUGCCUGCCACCGCAUAUGCUACGUCCAAGCAUGCUGUCAUUGGCCUCACAAAGUCAGAUGCACUCGCUUUCGCACACAAGGGUAUCAGAAUCAACGCGAUCUCCCCAGGUUAUGUGAUGACACCCCUAGUGAAGGAGCACAUGAGUCAGGGCGACAUGAUGGAAACAGAGAGGAAGAAAGUCCCUGUUCACCGCUACUCGGAGAUGGAGGAAAUCGGCGACUGUAUUGCAUUCCUACAUUCCCAAGCGGCAAGUUACAUGAUUGGCGCCACAUUAGUCGCGGACGGAGGAUACACAAUCGUCUAGAGCAUCGUACUAGCCCAAGACUUGAAUUAUCAACAGCCGUCUCACACGUGUCCUAAAACACGUAGUCCUCUUGUCAAACUUGACCUUCGACGCAAUUGUGCUUUGCCUGGUCGGUCGCACCUCGGCAGAGGUUCUCCACCCCAGUUCUCCACCUAAUCCCCGCAAAAAAGGAAGACGCAACUUCCAUAUCCGAGAAAGAUCUGGCUACUCCGAACGCCUCUUCGAUUGGCUAAUGGGUCGUCUAACAGAUCACUCAUCAUUGCGCGACUUGGAUGUCCCGGCAUUGUUGUCUGUGCAACCCUCGGAAAUGC
Molecule: messenger RNA, 1353 nt
Organism: Alternaria alternata
Lineage: Eukaryota; Fungi; Ascomycota; Dothideomycetes; Pleosporales; Pleosporaceae
Product: oxidoreductase ucpA
Exons: 2
Coding region: 248-1042 (264 amino acids)
Molecular function (GO): oxidoreductase activity, acting on the CH-OH group of donors, NAD or NADP as acceptor
Source: RefSeq, a predicted model, not a curated record